Laetiporus sulphureus 93-53 is the source of this 3000-nucleotide messenger RNA. RefSeq lists its product as uncharacterized. Gene Ontology annotation, biological process: exocytosis. Gene Ontology annotation, cellular component: cell tip; Golgi to plasma membrane transport vesicle. Bases 1 to 3000 code for a protein of 999 amino acids. NCBI's taxonomy places the organism in Eukaryota, Fungi, Basidiomycota, Agaricomycetes, Polyporales, Laetiporaceae. Gene Ontology annotation, molecular function: guanyl-nucleotide exchange factor activity. The record is from RefSeq and is a predicted model, not a curated record. The transcript has 2 exons.
AUGUCGCCGUCACACUCUCGCUCGCACUCCGUGGAUACAGAAAUGCAUGAACUAAACGCUGAGGCCGACUACUUGGAGGAGAAGAUGCACAUCGUGCCCACAGGCGUGAACGGUGUGGAUGCGAAACUACUGGGGCACAACAACGAUCCAGAUGCGCAGGCCAUGGUAAUCCAGUCCCUGCGCUCGCAGAUCCAGGAUCUCUUCUCGCAGGUAUCCCAGCUUAACAACAAGCUCGUGAACUCCUACGAUCGUAUGUCCGACCUGGAGGAUGAGUUGCACGUCACCACUUCGAACUUGCGCACGUCCACACUCAAGGUCACCGAACUCGAGCUCGAGCGAUCGCAGCAUAUAUCCGCACUGAACACGGGGCUGCUCGUCGAGAAGGACCACGUCACAUCGGAGCUCAACCGGUUAAUGGAGAAGGCUACCGAGGAGGCCGCACAGCGUGGGCAGGCGGAGACGGCGCGUGAGCAGAUCGAGAAGGACCUCGACGACCUGAGCGCAAGUCUGUUUAACCAGGCAAACAGCAUGGUCGCCGAGGCACGGAUGGCGCGCGCACGUAGCGAGCGCAAGGCGGAAGAGACGGAGCGCGCGUUGAAAGAGGCAGAAGAGGUGGUUGGGUUGCUGCAAGGGCAGAUGCAGGCCCUGCAACUGGAGAAGGAGCGCGCGGACAGGCGGGUGGAGGAUAUGCGGGUGACGAUGGGCAAGGGCAAGUGGGUGGACAGGGGACACUCCCCCGAGUGGGCUGCCAGGCCACGCCUGCUGUGCUCACAUAUGCCCUACCAAGAGUAUAUCGCAUUCAUCUCCCACUUACGGUCCAUUCGUCCUUCCAGCCAGCAUCCGCCGGCCAUGUCGACACUGCUGCCUCUUCCAUUUCUCACAAGGCUCGUUACGGAGGAUUCAGAUCCUACUGUCCGUUUGGACCUUGCGCCAUCACUGAACUGGCUUACGCGUAGAUCAGUCAUCUCGGCGAUUCACAGUGGUCAAUUAACGGUCGAGCCUAUGCACACGGCCGCCCUCCUUGAAGAGAUCUCACCCUCAAUACCUGGAAGUACUCAGCAUACCCAGAUCUCGUGCGCUCUGUGCGGCACAUCUAUUCUCUCUUCAUCAGGUCGCGCUUCACCUACUAUAACUACGCUUGCACCCUCCGCCGCUCAGGGCAGAUCCACUGUGAACAACUCCUGGUCAUCGUCUCUGUUCAAGAACUCACUGGUGCAAACAAUGUCUUCCAGUCCUGGUGUCCUAUCACAACCAUCCAGUCAGCAGCAAGCAUCGUUCAUUCUGUCAGAGCCACCUACCCAGAUCUACAUCUUCCGCAUUGACACAACAUCAUCCGGUCUUCCAGUGUCACUGCCCCUCUCCUCUCAGCAGAAUUCUGCCCAACAUCGGCCGACGAUCUACCCACUCUGCACCACCAAGUGGUGCCUUCACAGGCUCCGUACGACAUGCUCGAUGUGGGCCUUUAUCCGCACGGGUGUCGUGGAGAAGAUCUGGGAAGAGACUCCAUACGUUCCGCCAUCGCAUCACUCCCCCAAGACCAGCCUUACUGGUUCUGAGAAGCAAGAUUCCUCGAGUGGUGGAGCAGAUGCAGAUAAGAAGCCACCGGUCCCGCCACGGCGGGCACGCACGGCCAUCGGUGCAUUUUGGGGUUCGGUGCAGCGAACGCUGAGCAGCAGUAGGGAGGCUGAGAGCCAGCCGUCUACUCCGAAGGAGAACGAGAAGCCCUUGCCAAACUCGCCAACAAAGAAGGACUUCCAGCCACCUCCCGUGCAUCCUUCACGAUCUGCUCUCGCUCCUGACAGCCCUCCCUCUGUCCCUCCGCCACUUCCAAAGCGCAACCGAGGGCGAGACAUGAAGUCAAGGACGCUCUCUGUGUCCGAGCCGAUCGUCGGAGAGGGAGCAGUGGACGAGCCUGCUCUCUCGCAUGCAGACUCGGCCGAACAGUUUGCCACUCCCGCUGAGGACGUCACGUCCAUGCUUCCGGAGCGCACGGAGUCGCCCGCUGCUAUUCCUUUACCACCCUCUGGCCCUUCGACUCCUGAACCUCAGCUGCCGGCGGUGCAAGUGGAUGCUGCUCCGGAAGCGGAGGCACCGACCAAUAAUGCAUCGGAAAUCCCUCCAGUACCUGCAAAUAAAUCGUCCAAUGUACAAGGUGACGCCACCCAUGGCGUCUCGCCUGUGCCACCUCCGCUCCCUCGUCGCGCUGCUGCCCGCCCACGCCCAGUAUCCAUGGUAGUACCUCCGCCUGUGGACACAACUCCUGUGGCGCCUACUGAGACGAAGAUCGAGCCGGAGAAACACGGUAGUUCUGCUGUUGUGGGUGAGGAGGAGAAUGCUAAGGAGAAUGCUUCUUCAACUGAAGGAGAUGCGCCUGCCCCUCAUCCGCCGGAGGAAGUACAGCCUGCUAUAGAGACUGCGGCAUCUGCGGUAGCGGAAGAGUCGCAGGUUCAGGAGCAAUCAAUGGCAGCAGAACCUACCGAGAAGGAGCAGGAGCAAGCCGCCAAGGAGAUCAUAGAGGGCGACCCAGCGCUCCCUGAAGCCACUCAAGCCCCGCAGGAACAGUCUGAUGCUAAUACAGCUCACGCCACCGCCGCCGAUCCAUCUGAGGAGAAUGCGGAGAAAGACAUCGAUGCUGAGGAAGCAAAGUCUUCUUCUCACGAAGGAUCUGUUGACGAAGAGCAAGGAGCCAAGCCUACUCAGCCAAAGGUCCCAUCUGAAGAAAACGUCGCUGACAUCUCCCACGAGAACACGGAAGAGACACCCUUUUCUCCGGUGGCAUCGUCAACGAAUGGUGUCGUCGAUGGCGUGGAAGGUCACAAAGGUCACGGCAAGGUGGAGACUGUCCCGGAUAUCGUCUCUGAAGAUGUGUCGAUUAGUUCAAGAGAUGCGGAGGAUGCUGCGCUGUAUGUCGGCGAUGGAACCUGGGAGGAACGGACGUGGAAGGAGCUUGUCAGGCUGCGGGAAGAGAUGCUCUGGGCACGGAUUGGAGGGAUGCGGUGA